AUGAUCAAUAACAAAUACGCCAUGCGGAACCUGUUGAGCACAAAACGCUCCACGGGGAUGGUGGUGCUCUCAACCUGGGCCGUAUUCGCUUUCCUCUUCUACAUCUUCUUCUACCCCCACAGCCAGGAGGGUCUAAUCUCCAGCAUCACAAGGAAGCUCGACAAGGCGGGCACGGCGCACGCCGGGAGGCAAAAGGAGCUGCAACAGAACAAGGAGAAGGGCGAGGAGGCGCUCCGGCUUGCGGCAUCCAACUCGACGCUCGGUCUGCACUCGAUCCAGUUCCUGAACCUGCCGCAUCGGCACGACCGCUUCGACGCGGCCGCCAUCCAGUCCCUGCUGUCCGGCGUCGACCUCACCAACUUCCCCGCCGUCACGUACGACGACCUCAAGGACCAGGGCCUGCCCCCCACCAGCAGGCCGGGCCAGCUCAAAAAGGGCGAGAUCGGCUGCUGGCGCGCCCACGCAAACGUCUGGCAGUACCAGGUGCAGAAGCGCAUCCCCGCCCUGCUCAUCCUCGAGUCCGACGCCGCCUGGGACGUCAACCUCCGACAGCAGAUGGGCGUCCUGAACAAGCCGUUCCGCGAGCUGCUGGUCCAGGACAACCCGGACGUCCUCCGGCAGCCCGCCACGACCCCCGACCAGACGUCAUCAGGGGCGCAACAGACCAUCAACGAAACCCGAACCCACGCCAAAGACCUGGCCGCCGGCGCCGCCGACAAUGGCCUUGCGGCCAAGCGCGCGGCCCUCGACAACCAUUACGUCGACGAGCUGCCGGUCGACCCCGAGGAUCCCUGGGCGGCGCGGACGGGGCUGUGGGACAUCCUGACCAUCGGGCACUGCUUCGACACGCGCGACACCUCAUCGACGUCCUUCCGCGUGUACGACGACCCGUGGGGCCCGAACAACGGGUUCAUGUUCAACGAAAUCGGGAUGAACGGCCCGCUGGAGCGGCAGCGGGUGGUGUUCAGGGCGGCGGGCAUGGUGUGCACGACGGGCUACAUCAUCAGCCUGCGCGGCGCGGCCAAGCUCCUGGUCCGGACCAACUUCAACCUCGACCAGCCCGUGGACCUGAUCAUGAACGACAUGGCCAGGGCCGGCGAGCUGGUCGUCUACAGCGUGCAGCAGCGCAUCGUCGUGCAGUGGACCUACCGCAACGGGCUCGGCAUGAACGAGCGCGGCGCCCAGAGCGACAUACACAACCAAAAGGCCGACGGCAAGUGGGACAUGAGCGGCUGGGACACGGCCUGGAAGACAAAGGACGUCUAUGACUACAAGUGGUCCUAUGAAAACUCUGGCUUUGAGAACUUUGCCCUCCAGAAGGCUUGGGAUUUGACGUGGAACGACUGGGACAACCUGCGCCGUUCGACUUGA
Molecule: messenger RNA, 1371 nt
Organism: Pyricularia pennisetigena
Lineage: Eukaryota; Fungi; Ascomycota; Sordariomycetes; Magnaporthales; Pyriculariaceae
Exons: 1
Coding region: 1-1371 (456 amino acids)
Source: RefSeq, a predicted model, not a curated record